Molecule: messenger RNA, 5054 nt
Organism: Synchiropus splendidus (mandarinfish)
Lineage: Eukaryota; Metazoa; Chordata; Actinopteri; Syngnathiformes; Callionymidae
Product: solute carrier family 12 member 7-like
Exons: 27
Coding region: 493-3852 (1119 amino acids)
Biological process (GO): chloride transmembrane transport; cell volume homeostasis; potassium ion import across plasma membrane
Cellular component (GO): membrane
Molecular function (GO): potassium:chloride symporter activity
Source: RefSeq, a predicted model, not a curated record
GGAUUGCAGAAGCAGGAACUUCCAGUCAGAGGAUACAAGUAUAUUCAAUGAGAACAGAAGAAGAGAGAAAGCAGUGAGCGAGGUCAACUUAAAGGAACAACCGUUGGUGUCCUCACGACAAAGGUGAGGUAUCACAAGAGCAGCUGUGACUUGAUUUUUUGCCCCAAGCUUUUGUUAUUCCAGCCAAGGUGUGAGUGAGCCAGUGGGCCGGACCGAGCAGAGGGAGGAGCUGCAGGCCUCCCAUGUAUGGACUGUUCGUAUGUUAAACAGGGUCACGUGGGGCAACAGUCCUGGAGCGUUUUGCUGGGAAAAGGGAGGGAAAGCAACAAGGACAGAGACACCGGAGGACUUUGGCCUCAUGUGCCGGACACAGACCCUGCAAGUGAAAGUGCUGUAAUCCAGCUGAAGCUGGAGGCUCUGCCCACCCCCCAACUCUUGAAGGGAAAGUUGAACAGAUAACCUGCUUGUGAGACUUCACUAACGUACGCCAGGAUGCCCACUAACUUCACUGUGGUGCCAGUGGAAGAUGCAGAGGACAGCGGUGGACACCCAGGAGCAUCUGGCAGCAGCAAACCCGUCAGUCUUGGAAAGAUCUUUGAGGAAGACAGACAAGAGGAAGACCUGGAAGGACCUGACUCAGGGGAUGACAGCCAGAGAGAAUCUAGUCCCUUCAUACACACGGAAUCUGAUGGAGAACAGUACGACAGAAAAAACAUGGCUUUAUUUGAGGAGGAAAUGGACAGUAAUCCAAUGGUUUCAUCCCUUCUCAACAAACUGGCUAACUACACCAAUCUGACACAAGGAGUAAUUGAGCAUGAGAAGGCUGAGAGCGAGGACGGGACCCGGAGAGUCACUGUCACGGUCCCUCCGAUGGGAACAUUUAUUGGAGUGUACCUGCCCUGCAUGCAGAAUAUCCUGGGAGUUAUCCUGUUCUUGCGCCUCACGUGGAUAGUUGGCACUGCUGGCAUCCUUGGAUCAUUCGCCAUCGUGUCCAUGUGCUGCAUUUGUACGUUGCUCACUGCCAUCUCAAUGAGUGCCAUUGCCACAAAUGGAGUUGUCCCAGCUGGUGGUUCAUACUACAUGAUUUCCAGAUCUUUGGGACCAGAGUUUGGUGGAGCUGUGGGUCUCUGUUUCUACCUGGGGACAACAUUUGCUGGAUCUUUAUACAUACUGGGAACAAUUGAGAUCCUGCUGACAUACAUUAUUCCCACAUCCACACUGUUUGAGGCGGAGACAAAAGAAGGUGAAGCUGUGGCGGCUCUCAAUAACAUCCGAGUCUACGGAACAUGCUGCCUACUGCUGAUGGCAUUGGUGGUGUUUGUUGGAGUCAAAUAUGUGAACAAACUGGCCCUGGUGUUUUUGGCCUGUGUGGUUCUCUCCAUCAUGGCCACCUAUGCUGGAGUUAUCAAAACCCUGAUUGAACCACCAGAAUUCACUGUUUGCUUGCUGGGGAACCGAUCUCUUAACAACGAGCAUUUCGAAACAUGUGCAAAAACUGAGGAGGUGCAAAACAUCACUUUGACCACAGAGCUCUGGAGACAGUUCUGUGAUAACACCACCUGCGACGAGUAUUUCCAGCAGAACAACCUGACUGAGAUCAGAGCCAUCCCCGGACUCUUGAGCGGGGUUAUUAAGGACAACCUGUGGGGUGACUACGGCCCAGCUGGGAGCUUUAUUGAGAAGCAAAACCAACUGUCUGUACCGGUCCCAGUCACAGACAAGGAUAAAAACAAACCCUACGUCUUCAAUGAUAUUACCACAUACUUCACACUGCUGGUGGGAAUUUACUUUCCUUCUGUCACAGGCAUAAUGGCAGGCUCUAACAGGUCAGGUGACCUUAGAGAUGCUCAGAGGUCCAUUCCAAUUGGAACCAUAAUGGCCAUCCUCACCACGUCUUUCUUCUACAUCUCUUGUGUCGUGCUUUUUGGAGCUUGUAUAGAAGGCGUGGUCUUGAGAGACAAGUUCGGUGACUCUGUGAAGAAGAACCCAGUGAUAGGAAUCCUGGCCUGGCCCUCACCCUGGGUCAUAGUGAUAGGGUCAUUCUUCUCUUGUUGUGGAGCAGGACUUCAGAGCCUGACGGGUGCUCCUAGGCUGCUGCAAGCCAUCGCUAGGGACGGCAUCAUCCCUUUUUUACAGGUGUUCGGUCAUGGAAAGGCUAAUGGCGAGCCUACCUGGGCUCUGCUGUUGACUGUCGGCAUCUGUGAAAUUGGAAUCCUGAUCGCCUCUUUGGACGACGUGGCCCCCAUCCUGUCCAUGUUUUUCCUCAUGUGCUAUCUGUUUGUCAACCUGGCCUGCGCUGUGCAGACUUUGCUGCGUACCCCCAACUGGAGACCUCGGUUCAAGUUCUAUCACUGGACCCUCUCUUUCCUAGGGAUGAGUUUGUGUCUCUCGCUCAUGUUUAUUUCCUCUUGGUACUACGCCCUUGUUGCCAUGGUGAUUGCAGGCUGCAUCUACAAGUACAUUGAGUACAGAGGGGCAGUGAAGGAGUGGGGCGACGGCAUCCGAGGUCUGUCUUUGAACGCAGCUCGCUAUGCUCUAAUACGCCUGGAAGAAGCCCCGCCACACACCAAAAACUGGAGGCCUCAGCUGCUGGUCUUGUGCAAGCUGGACUCCGACCUGGCAGUGAAACACCCUCGCCUACUGUCCUUUACCACACAACUUAAAGCAGGAAAAGGCCUGACCAUCGUCUCGUCAGUGUUGGAGGGAACGUACAUGACACGAGGAAAUGACGCCAAGACCGGGGAGCAGAACUUGAAAGCAGCCAUGGCUGCAGAGCGAACAAAGGGCUUUUGUCAUGUGGUGGUGGCGUCCAACCUGAGAGACGGUUUCUCGCUGCUGAUCCAGUCAGCGGGUUUGGGCGGAAUGAAGCACAACGCUGUCCUGAUGGCCUGGCCUGCCGGGUGGAAACUAGCCCAGGACUCCUCAGCCAGGCAGAACUUCAUAGAGACAGUGAGGGAGACAACCGAAGCUAACCAAGCAUUGUUGGUUGCCAAGAAUAUUGACCAUUUCCCAGGUAACCAGGAUCGACUGGAGGAAGGAACCAUUGAUGUUUGGUGGAUCGUUCAUGACGGUGGACUUCUCAUGCUGCUGCCUUUCUUACUGAGUCAGCACAAGGUUUGGAAGAAGUGCAACAUGCGAAUCUUUACUGUGGCCCAAAUGGACGACAACUCCAUCCAGAUGAAGAAGGACCUGCAGAUGUUCCUGUACCACCUGCGUCUGGAUGCUGUGGUGGAGGUUGUGGAGAUGCAUGACAGCGACAUAUCAGCCUUCACCUAUGAGAAGACUCUCAUGAUGGAGCAGCGCACACAGAUGCUCAAACAGAUGCAGCUGUCGCGCACAGAGCGGGAAAGGGAGAUUCAGAGCAUCUCAGAUGUGUCACGUGGCUCCAUAAAGAGGAAGAAGCCUUUCAGUGUUGAAAAAUGUACCGUGAAGCAGACACAUGAGGCUCAGCUCAUCCACGACCGCAACACUGCGUCCCACUCCGCGAACGAGAAGGCCUCUGGGGAAACACCAGAAGGAGUCCACAUGACCUGGACCAAAGACAAGCUGGUGAACGAGAGGAACAAACAGAGAGAAAACAUGGCUGUCAAAGACAUGUUCAACAUGAGGCCCGAGUGGGAGAAUCUCAACCAGUCGAACGUGCGACGGAUGCACACGGCAGUGAAGCUAAAUGACGUGGUGGUGAAGAAAUCCAAGAACUCCCAGCUGGUGUUGCUCAACAUGCCAGGGCCCCCGAAGAAUAAAAAAGGAGACGAGAACUAUAUGGAGUUUCUGGAAGUCCUGAUGGACGGACUGGACCGUGUCUUGUUGGUUCGAGGAGGAGGGCGAGAAGUCAUUACUAUCUACUCCUAGUCCUUGGAACCUGAGAUAUGCUGAGGUGAACAUCCUCAGGAACUUGAGAGUUGGACCAAUCCCUGAACUGUGAGGGCUUGAGAACAUUUGUCGUCAUGCACUCGAAGCUUUGGAUCUUCAGAUGCAGCUCACUGGAACAGUUUCAGUCGUCUUUGAGCUCAUGUGGCGAUUUUCCACAGAAGACUCAAAAACAUGCUGCAGUCGGAAGCAUUUUUACAGUUUUCUCCACUUUUUAGGAUUCAAGCUUUUAUGAAGCGAUGAUAUAUAUCUAUAUCUUAUGAGGAAAACAAGUGAGCUAGUCUCCAAAAAGCAUGAAGUUGCUACUCGCCAAAAUGUUUAAAAUAAAUACUGCUUUUAAAAGUACAAUUCAGGAUGAAAACCUUUUAUGGUUUUAGAUUUUAUCAUGCAACCGAGUGACUGCCGGAGGUGGUGAAAGAUUAGGAAUAGGAAACUGAAGGAAUACUUUCGAGGUCACUCACUAAGUUUUAUGUGUUCAGACGAAUAUCAAACAUUAAGAGUUUGACUGAACCUUUCCUCCACUCCACUUUCACAACUCUUUCGUGGCGGAGACGCUUCAGAGAGACUACCCGACUGCUCACACCUGCACAAUGAUCACUGUAACAAUCACAUAUUGAGCAGUACAAACCUCCCGUAUCCCUGUGCUGCUGGCUGAGCCAGUUCAAGUUCUCUGUUGAAAGUAGCAUUUCCAUUCGAGGCGUCCGACUGGGAAAUCGGGGCGUGUGCGUUUCUACUGACGGAGAGUAAACAGCGGAUCUUUAUCAUGUUUAUUUUGACUGUCCGGCCAUGUCUUUUCAUUUGUGUAAUUACUGGCGUGGAAAUGAGCUGAGUCACAGUGUGCGUGCUCGUGGGAUAUGUUGCCACAUGUGACACGCUAAUGUUCGCACAUGCAAAACAAAAGGCAGGAAGCAUCGCAGCAGGAAGGAUUUUGUACGAAGGACUUGACAGUGAAGCCGAAUGCUUGUAAGGUCUGACAUGAUCUGCAGAUUAGUCUGGGCCCCUCCCUGACCCACAUAUUAAUGAUGUUUUGGUUUUGGUUCCGGAAAAUGUCAUUUUCCUCUUGGAAACAGUGAUCUCUGAUAAAACUGGAUGGUGAAAUGUUUGGCUGGACCUUGAUUAUGAUGGUUGAUCACUUAUUUAUGUUGUGUUUUAUUACACCAUUUUUUUGAAUGACAAUAAAUGAA